Molecule: messenger RNA, 6766 nt
Organism: Mastomys coucha (southern multimammate mouse)
Lineage: Eukaryota; Metazoa; Chordata; Mammalia; Rodentia; Muridae
Gene: Dapk2
Product: death associated protein kinase 2
Exons: 10
Coding region: 166-1638 (490 amino acids)
Biological process (GO): protein phosphorylation; positive regulation of apoptotic process; intracellular signal transduction
Cellular component (GO): cytoplasm; nucleus
Molecular function (GO): protein serine/threonine kinase activity; ATP binding
Source: RefSeq, a predicted model, not a curated record
GCCUGGGACAGGGCUGGCCGCUCCGCCCCCUCGGCUCCUCGGCGGCUCUGCUGGAGGACGCCGGGCGGGCGCAGCGAGCAGAGCUGAGCCGAGCGCCGCACAUCCCGCCGCGCCCCGGUGCACGUCCAGCCCUCCGCACAUGCAGCGCAGUCUCUCGCCGAUUGUAUGAUCCAGACCUCGAUGAGGAGCCCAAAUAUGGAGACAUUCAAACAGCAGAAGGUGGAGGACUUUUAUGACAUCGGAGAGGAACUGGGCAGUGGCCAGUUUGCCAUCGUGAAGAAGUGCUUGGAGAAGAGCACGGGGCUGGAGUACGCAGCCAAGUUCAUCAAGAAGAGGCAGAGCCGGGCCAGCCGUCGGGGCGUGUGCCGGGAGGAAAUCGAGCGGGAGGUGAGCAUCCUGCGGCAGGUGCUGCACCCCAACAUCAUCACGCUGCACGACGUCUAUGAGAAUCGCACCGACGUGGUGCUCAUCCUUGAGCUAGUGUCCGGAGGAGAGCUGUUCGAUUUCCUGGCCCAGAAGGAGUCGUUAAGUGAGGAGGAAGCCACCAGCUUCAUUAAGCAGAUCCUGGAUGGGGUGAAUUACCUUCACACAAAGAAAAUUGCUCACUUUGAUCUCAAGCCAGAAAACAUUAUGUUGUUAGACAAGAAUAUCCCCAUUCCACACAUCAAGCUGAUUGACUUUGGCCUGGCUCAUGAAAUAGAAGAUGGAGUUGAAUUUAAAAACAUUUUUGGGACACCUGAAUUUGUUGCUCCAGAAAUCGUGAACUAUGAGCCCCUGGGACUGGAGGCUGACAUGUGGAGCAUUGGAGUCAUCACCUACAUCCUUCUAAGUGGAGCGUCCCCCUUCCUGGGAGACACAAAGCAAGAAACCCUGGCAAAUAUCACUGCUGUGAGUUACGACUUUGAUGAGGAAUUCUUCAGCCAGACAAGCGAGCUGGCCAAGGACUUCAUUCGGAAGCUGCUUGUGAAAGAGACCCGGAAACGGCUUACCAUCCAAGAGGCUCUCAGACAUCCCUGGAUCACGUCAAAAGGAGAAGCCAGAGCCCCUGAACAGUGGAAGACACAACCUGCCCAACUGAAGACCAAACGCCUGAGAGAGUAUACCCUCAAGUGCCACUCAAGCAUGCCCCCCAACAACACUUAUGUCAACUUUGAGCGCUUUGCUCAUGUGGUAGAGGAUGUGGCUCAGGUAGAUGAGGGAUGCCGUGCCCUAGCAGGAGCCCAUGACACCCUGCAGGAUGACGUGGAGUCCUUGGUCUCCAUCUACAAUGAGAAGGAGGCUUGGUACCGAGAGGAGAACGAGAAUGCCCGCCAUAACCUGUCCCAGCUCAAGUAUGAGUUCCGCAAGGUGGAGUCCCUGAAGAAGCUCCUGAGAGAAGACAUCCAGGCCACAGGGUCCAGCCUUGGAGGUGUGGCCAGGAAGCUAGACCAUCUGCAGGCGCAGUUUGAGACUCUGAGGCAGCAGCUCUCAGCAGACAUCCAGUGGAUGCAGGAACUGGUGGGCGUCUUCCAGCUGGAGAGUGGGCACACUGAUGGCCACAGCCUGGGCUCCAUGUUCCACCGGGACCCCAGUGAGUCCCUAUCGGAGCUGCUCAACAGAUCACAUACGGAGGGAAUCCUGGCCGGCUUGAAUCUCUGAGCACCAAGAUCUAGUCAGUAGUGUGUUCUCAGGGUUUUGUAGAAGCAUACUGCCUUCCCCUCUGCUGGGGCAUUCAACUGGAAGUAUCCUACAGGGUGUGUGUUUGCAGCCUUCCACUCCCUCUAGAGUCCCCCAGCCACUGGGGCCUUAGUAGGUCCUAGUUAGUGGACCUACUCUGUACUUCCCUCACCAGCCUGGUUUGCUGAGAGGGCGCUAGCAAAGCAGCUGAGCCAUGGAACCGAUUAGAAAGUAUAUCCCCUCAGCAUGCCCUUCUCUGGGGGUGUCUUCCGGCCCCCAGGAGAUAUUUCAUAGCUGGGUAAUGAUGAUGGAUUGGCUCACCUUUCACAUUCCACGUGCAUGUCGUAUGAGUGAAGAUCUUGGGUAAUGAUGGGCAUAGCUAAGAAUAAAUUGUUCAGCAGGGUACUUUCCUGUUACAGAGUCAGGGCUUUAAAAUACACAGAGAAAAUAUUAACUUUCUUUUGAAUUGUCUUCUUGCUCCUCAGGUCUUUAUGUCUGUGACCUUACUGGAUGCUUAAAGAACUCUGUGAGAUAAGAGGCUGGGAUUAUAGGUCAGUUUUUAGAGUGCUUGCCUAGCAUCCACAGAGCCCUGGGUUUGAUGCCCAGCACAGCAUAAAGUGGGCUUGGUGGUACAUAACCUCUAUUCCUGGUAUUUAAGAGGAGUCAGGAGGCUCGGAAGUUCAGAGUCAUCUCUGGCUACAUAUUGAGUUUGAGUUAAAGGCCAGCCUGGGCUGUAUGGGGCCCUGUCUUGGCAGGGCAGGGCUCUGUGAGCUGAGAAUAAGGUCAGUGUUAUUCCUAUUCAUUUCCCUGUAACUGAUGAAGAAGUUGAUGCAGAGAAAGAGAACUGGCAUAGGAGCGUUCACAGCGAGUUGCCAUCCUAUCUUUGAGGUGAGGUAUGGAGGAAGAAGUUCAGUGAAGCUUAACUGUAGAUAUUCAUCUUGAUAGUAGAGUUCAAAUCCCAGAGGCUAAAGGUCUGAUUUUACAUUGAAGAUGAAGACAAGAGACACAUAACAAGGAGGUCUUUAUUCUCCUAUACUAGGCCUGUGGGCCCUGAAGUCUGGGAAAUCCCAGAGGGCUUUGGGAAGCACAAGGCUCAUUGGUCUCUUCUAGCUCCAAAACUUUGAGCAUCAUGGGGAUAGUGGGAUGUCAUCUCCCCUUCCUAGGAGAAAGGCCAAUCAAUAUAUCCAUGCAGACGGUGUGUAGAGUAUGGACCCUGGGCCCCACAUGGUACUAGAAACUAGGGGCACACUGUAAUGUUUCAAGUACCUCCAUAGCCACACAAAAUAUCCAUCAGAUAUUAAUAUUAAGUAUCAUUGCCAGAUUAGGAAGGAAACCAAGAAAGAAUGUGACUUGUCCUGUGUCACAUUAGUGGUAACAAUGGGAGCUUUCUGAUGAGUCUGUCACUCUUUCUGAUUCCUUUAACUGCUUGCACUUUAGGAACUUGCUCUGUGUUUGAGGAGGUGGGUGGUACCCAAGUUCACCCAUCCAUUCAGAUACAGUUAGUAGGCACCUGCCAGUUUCCAAAAAGUUGACUUGAGUCUGGAGAUGGGGUGUUAUAUAAUAUCAAGCCGAUUUUUUGACUUCCUCAGAGUUCUCAGUUGAGUGACAGAUUCUAGAAUUCCUUAUGAAUUAUACAAAUGCAGAACUCCAUCUGUUUCCUAUGCUGUGAAAGAGAAGGGGGCAACAUUAUAAGGCUUGGAGAGACGGAUGGAGUGAGGAAGGGAGGGAUGUAGAUAGAGACAGAAUUGGGUUGAUCUGCUCAGGUGACCAUGUAUGGAGGACACUAGGACUGUGGUCAGCUAAGUAAACCCUGGGAGAGAGCUGUCCCUUGUAGGCUGUCAUGCCAAGGUUCUGUGAUGAGAAGGGAAUGGAGGGAAAACCAAAGGAGAAAGAAUGGGGUAUGUAUAGUGUAGCGAGCAGGCUAUGUAUGGUGUAGAGAGCGGGGUAUGUAUAGUAUAGAGAGUGGGGUAUGUAUAGUGUAGAGAGCAGGGUAUGUAUAGUGUAGAGAGAAGUUAUGUAUAGUAUAGGGAACAGGUAUGUAUAGUGCAGAGAACAGGAUAUGUACAGUGUAGGGAGCAGGAUAUGUAUACUGUAGAGAGCAGGGUAUGUACAGUGUAGGGAGCAGGAUAUGUAUACUGUAGAGAACAGGGUAUGCACAGUGGAGAACGGGCUGAGGAAGAGCAAAGCCAGCAGGGCUUUGGCAUGUUGAGUUCUGCCUUUGUUCCCAGGUCACCAGCUGCCAUUAUUGGGUCCUGGGCUAGUGUUGAAGGAGAAAUUCUCAGUGGGCAGCACAGAUUAGAUUUUGAUCUAAUAAAGUCAUUCUCUAGAAUCCCGUUGUCUUUUUUUUUAAUUAGUAAGCUGAAUCAUUUAAAGUAUCACAUAUAAUAACCACAAUAGAAACCAUUUUAGUCAAACACAAGAAACCAUAAUUUUAAGAUGCAUGAUUAUUUUAUGGACAAUUAAGAAAGAAAAAAUUCCUGUCAUGGGCAGUCCUCUAGGAGAUGCACAGGGAGAGAGCAAACAGGGCACAGCACCACCAUGCAGAAGAGAGUGGUAAACACACCUGGCUCAACUUUGACCCUAGGAAGAGAUGGAAAAACUUGGAGCAGGAGGCCUGGCUACCUUUGCAACAUUACUCUUUGGGUUUGGACCACAUUGGUGUAAGCCAGAAGAACUUCAGGCGUGGACUGCUGUGCCCCACAGUCGAAGGCUGGGUGACCCCACCUGACUCACUGAAACUCUGCAGUCUUUUCUCUAGAUGGCCUGCCUCACUGGAGGCCCACAGUGAUAAGAUGCCUCACUGGAGGCCCACAGUGAUGAGAUACCUCACUGGAGGCCCACGGUGAUGAGAUGCUUCACUGGAGGCCCACGGUGAUGAGAUGCCUCACUGGAGGCCCACGGUGAUGAGAUGCCUCACUGGAGGCCCACGGUGAUGAGAUGCCUCACUGGAGGCCCACGUUGAUGAGAUGCCACACUGGAGGCCCACGGUGAUGAGAUGCAGCAUUGGAGGCCCAUGGUGAUGAGAUGCCUCACUGGAGGCCCACAGUGAUGAGAUGCUGAUGAGGUGCUGAUGGUGUCUGCAAUUUGACACUGCUCAUCCUAGGAUGAAGGAAAGACUACAGAACCCUGUGCUUUAUGCUAAAGACAAAUGAUUCUCAGUCUUGUGUGCCCUGUCACAGGAUGUCAUAUACUUGUUUGGUACAAGACACCAUGAAUAUUAAAAGUCCCUUUGGAUGCAUCAGCAGACCUUGACAUUUAUAUUGGGUUUCCUAAAAAGAGAAAGGCCAUGGGUGCAAGCAUGCUGAGUGAGCCUUCUUUGAAGGCCAAAGUAAAUGCAAGAAGAUUUAAUUGAUGGCCAUGACUUGAUUAGGGAAGAUGGGGAAGGGAGGGAGAGCUGGUUUUCUUGGGUUUGUGGAAUCCGCUACUCUGUCCAUGCUAAAAGGGUCCUCAGAGAAGACUGUGGCCUUCCUGUGUUGCCUGACACACAAACUCCUUUCUCCUAAGGCAUCACAACCUGAUGCACAGGGGUGUCUGAGGAAGCCCGUGGAAGGAAUGCAACCAGUGAACCUGCUGGCUCCUCACAGGCUUAUAGCUGGCAUUUUAAUAUCCACCUGGGGCACAGGGCUGUCAUGGCAGGAUGGGGGACAGGGAGUAGAGUGCCUCACUAGGACCUAGAGGAAGGGAGCCGGGAACAGAGGUCAGCAUACUGGUCUAUGAGCCUCUGUCACCAUUGGGAUCUUCUGCAUUUAGGGAGGGUAUACUUAUAUAUGGGGGUACACAUAUGCAUGUAGGUACAUUACAUACAAAUGUGUGUGUAUGUGUGUGUGUGUAUGUUUGUGGAAGCCAGUGGUCAACUUUGGUUGUCAUUCCUCUGGAGCGAAUCUUCCUUGGUUUAUUUUUGAGAGCCUCUGGCUGCAUAUCCCUGGCAGACCUGAAACUGGCUAUGCAGACCAGGCUGGCCUCCGACAGAGAUCUACCUCCUCCUUAUUGGGAUCGAAGGCCUGUUCCACCACACCCAGCUCAUCCACCUUGCUUUUUGAGACAGAGUCCACUUAGACCAGGCUCGCUGACCCCUGAGCCCCCGAGAUCUGCUUCUUUUGGCCUCCAAGGCACUAGGAAUACAAGUACACACCACUGAGCCUGGCAUUUUACCUAGGGAUCAAACUCAGGUCCUCAUGCUUGUGCAGUAAGCACUUUGCUGACUAAGACAUCUCCUGGACCCUCAUGAAGGAUUUUUAAUUUACCAGACUUUAAAUUAAAGCUUGGCUUCAUGCUCAGUUUAAGUAUCAUCUGUCAGGAGGGCAGGGAGGGUAACAUAUCCCGGAAAAGCAGUUCCUGAGGAAGUUAGGAGGGAGGCCCUUGGGCAGGAUGCUGUCCUAUCCUGAAGCAGAUAUAGCCAUGGCUGCCCUGGCCACGAGUGGUAGUGGAUGGUUUUGCAGAUUCUGAAGGUUGAUGAGAAAGAAUUGGAGCAGAGCAGAGAGAGUGAUCGUAAUAGGAGAACCAGAGACGACUCCUCAGCGUCUGCACCUGAGGUGGCAAUGACAGCAGUAGCUUCCUCCUCACAGCCCAGGCAGUGUGCCCAGACAUAACCACCUCAUCACCGUCAAACCUUCUAGAAAUGCCUGUGGAGCUGAAUGGCCUUUCUCCUUUGUGAAGUUCUUGGCCUGUGGGGAAGGUUCUUGGCCCUGAAGACUAAAACUAGUGGUGGGCAUUAUUGGAGUUGCAGAGGGGUCAGUUCAGUUGAAUAAACACCUGUUGUGUUCUGGUUCUAGGGGGAGGUGAUGGAUUAGGUAAUGGCAACCCCAAAAAAGAGCAGCAGUAUACUUAGUUCACAGUUGAUAGGGAUAGAUACUUCUUUAAGGAUGUAGCUGCUGGUAAACCCACCUAGGCUCAUGUAAACAGCCCUCAUGAAUCUCACUGGGACACACACACACACACACACACACACACACAGGCAUUAGUUGGAAGGAGGAAGGGGAUUAGUAAAAGAGUAGGAAGGAUUCAUGGGUGUGAAUAUGAUUGAAAUAUAUUAUGCUCGUGUCUGAAAAUGUCAUAAUGAAACCCUUUAUUAAAUAUAAGUAAUAUUUGCCAAUAAAAACAUUUUUAAAAG